AUGACUGAAACUGAACUGUUCCGUGUGGUGAAACUAUUCGAUGUUGGGAAUGUUCUCGGCUUCUUUGAAUUUUACGAACAGAUGAAAAUCACAGAUGAACAAGUAAAAAAGCAAAGGUCCAAGGAUGCGGAUCCUACCACCAGCAUCAGAAUUGUAGCGAGAGAUUUGAACCUUUCGAUAUGGAAAGUGUGGAGUACGAUGCACAACGAAAAGAAAUAUCCGUUUCACGGCAAGGGUGUGCAAGGCUUGGAGGAAACGGAUUCGGCGAGACGGAUACGGCUCUGCCGUUUUUUGCUAAACGCAGAUAUUGACGACGCGUGGUUCUUAAAGUCCAUCCUCUGGACUGACGAAUCGAAGUUCUCCAGGGAAGGAAUUACUAAUUUCCACAACCUUCAUGAAUGGGCUGAUAAGGACAGCAAUCCAAAUUGGAAAAAACAGAUUUCUUUCCAAAGACAAUUUUCAAUAAAUGUGUGGGCUGGAGUCAUCGGACGCACAUUGGUUGGCCCACACAUUUUGCCUGACAAUUUGAAUGGACAAAAUCACCUCGAAUUCAUGAUAAACGACUUGCCAAUGUUACUCUAUGAUGCCGAAGUGCCAAUAUUGGACACGGACAGGCCGAUCACAUUUCAGCAAGAUGGAUGCCCAGCAC
Molecule: messenger RNA, 649 nt
Organism: Leptinotarsa decemlineata (Colorado potato beetle)
Lineage: Eukaryota; Metazoa; Arthropoda; Insecta; Coleoptera; Chrysomelidae
Source: RefSeq, a predicted model, not a curated record